Molecule: messenger RNA, 447 nt
Organism: Sphenostylis stenocarpa
Lineage: Eukaryota; Viridiplantae; Streptophyta; Magnoliopsida; Fabales; Fabaceae
Source: the annotation of a GenBank genome assembly
AUGGAAGAGGGAUUGUAUGUCCAUGAGUAUGUUGCAGAGCUUUUCAUGGGGCUUGUUCCAGGAAGAAUGAGGCCCACAAUGAUGCUCAAGGUUCUGAACAAGCAGUUUCUUGGAAUUGUUGGUAAUGCAGCUAAUGCUGUCACUAAGAAGCCACCCUCACCUCCUCUAGUAUCACGCAAACCGGCUUUCAUUGAUGCAUUCUUAUACAAGAUGAAGAAGAACCCAAGUCUUUUGUCGAACAAGACCAUUUGGUCACGAAGAUCCACUAUCUUGCCAGAGUUUGUUGAUACCACUGUCAAGAUUUACAAUGGGAAAACCACUAUCCGUUGUAAGAUAACUGAGGGAAAAGUGGGUCAUAAGUUUGGAGAGUUUGCUCUCACCAGGAAACGCAAGGCCAGAGAACAAGCCAAUGCCAAAAAUGUUAAACUACUUAAGAAAAAGAAGUGA